Messenger RNA from Coregonus clupeaformis (lake whitefish), 2323 nucleotides. RefSeq names its product secretory carrier-associated membrane protein 4-like. Gene Ontology annotation, cellular component: trans-Golgi network membrane; recycling endosome membrane. The transcript is spliced from 8 exons. NCBI's taxonomy places the organism in Eukaryota, Metazoa, Chordata, Actinopteri, Salmoniformes, Salmonidae. The record is from RefSeq and is a predicted model, not a curated record. Gene Ontology annotation, biological process: protein transport. The coding region runs from base 139 to 834 and encodes 231 amino acids.
CGGGGUUUAUGCCUUUGUGGCUGUGGUAGCUAGUUACGACCAUCCCGAACCGAGUUGAGUUAGUGGUUUUCAGCUAGCUACUUACAUUUCUUAUUUUUACGAAGUUAUCAAAGGAAAGGACACACAUAGGAUUUCAUAAUGACAGAGCGGGUCAACAACUUCCCCCCGCUGCCUCAGUUCCUAAGAAUCAAGCCCUGCUUUUACCAGAAUGUGGAGGAGGAGAUCCCAGCCCCGCACCGACAGCUGGUGCGCAGGGUCUACAACCUCUGGAUGUUGUAUUCAGUCACACUGUGUGUGAACGUGGUGUCAUGCAUAGCUUGGUGGGCAGGAGGUGGAAGUGCAGCCAAUUUCGGCCUUUCCCUGCUCUGGCUUCUUCUCUUCAGUCCGUGCAGCUACACAUGCUGGUUUAGACCUCUCUACAAGGCCUUUCGGGCUGACAGUUCCUUCAACUUCAUGGCCUUCUUCUUCAUCUUCUUCCUCCAGUGUGUUCUUGCUCUCAUUCAGACUGUGGGCAUCUCUGGUUGGGGUGCUUGUGGUUGGAUCGCGACAGUGCUGUUUUUCAGCUACAACGUGGGUUCUGCUGUAGUCAUGCUAUUCUCAGCUCUGCUCUUUACUCUGGUGACUGUGUUGAUGGGACUGGUUCUCAUCAGGGUUCAUAGGAUGUACCGUGGCGGAGGGGGCAGCUUUGAGCGUGCACAGGAAGAGUGGACCAAUGGACUCUGGAAGAGCGCCCCUGUGAGAGAGGCCGGCUUCAAUGCUGUCACUGAAACUGGCCCAAGCCUACCCCAAUACCCUGCUUCUGUGCCAAGCUACCCAGACAAUGGCCCCUGGUAAAACCCUAAGUGGACUCUAGAUGGAGACAGAGCACUUUUUCCAUGGCAUGCAGGAUAGUCCACCACAUCACUGUCCACCACAUCACACUUGUACAAUCUCACCUUGAUAAUAUAUGAAAGGCAUAGCUGGAAUUUAAGUAAGAAUGUUAAGAAAAAAAGGAUAAUCAGCUGAUUUUAUUCAGCAGUACUUCAUUUUAGAUUUAAAGAGGCCACUGUUAUAGACACUGUUUACUGGAGUGGGAAGCUUUUCCAGGAAAACUAAUCUAAGCCUUAUAUUGUUGGAAAAAUGUGUGAUGGAUAUCCAAAAUAUGAUCCAUUACAUAUGUUUAAAUAUUUUUAUUUUCUACUCUCAAAAUAUGAAUAUGUUCCCUCAUAUUUGGAAGAGCGACUGAAAUAAAAAAAAAUAUGAUUUUCAUUUGUACUUGGAGAGCUAGAAAGGGGUCUUGUAUUAUAGAUUGUUUAUAUUACAGUAGCAGAAUUAAUACUGUUCAAUAAAAUUGAUAUGUCAAAGGCUUGUGCCUUAUCUUAAAAUGUCUGAAACAGAAAAGAAGCAAGGUGAUUUCAAAGUUGUCUUUGGAUCAAUUCUUGCCAAUUCAAUACUGUACUGUAUGAAAUCAACAAAAGCCUUAACACUACUGGACGUGACUGAAGGAUCAGGGUUCUCCUCUUGUAGCUGGAAAUAUGGAUGUUUUUACUUAGUGAUAAUGUAUUGUUUUUUUAUUGAUAUCACAAGUGUUUGUUUUUGAUACCUUUUCUUUUUACUUGAUCUUCUUUGGCUUGUUUCUGAAAACUAAACGCGCCUUAAUCGUACAUACAGUAUUUGCAUGUAAAAAAAAAUAUUUGCUUGACUGUCGCCUUAAGUACUGCUACAUGUUUCAGUGUAACUAGACAAAGCCAAUGAGAAAUGUGCUUAAACACAUUUAUCACUAAUGCUAGAUUUCACAUCAAAGGAAUAUUGUAUCCUUCUUAUUCAACCUGAGCCUUUUAUUUUUCACUAAUCGGGUGCAGUGUACUGAUCUCUUCUUUCUUUGCUUUUGAUGGUCAGUGCCCUGUUGUGGAAGCACCCUUCUCUCUAGCCAGUACUCCAAAACAGCUCAUCUCUGUCAGUGUGUUCCAGGCUGGAGUCUGGCUGGGAGAGCAGCAGCCACUCAUCUUGAGUAUGUGACUUAACUUUUAUUUUCUAUUCAAGUGUUCCUCUCCAGGGUUAACUACCAUAAUGAGGUUUAUUUUUUGUUUGUUUUGUAUGGCUUGUCUGUAAUGCGUGUCAUUCUGUAGUGAAUAUUUAGACAUUCUUAAAUGCUUCAAAUGCGUUGCUGCAAUGACUCAGCCUAGAACAAACCAUCCUGAUCUUGCAAGCUUACAUUGUUUCGCUACACAGAUACUGUGUCCGUGUAUUGAAACAGAAUGUAAGCUUGCGAGAUCAGGAUGGAUCGUAUGAGGCAAGCAAUGACUCACUAACUUAAACAAUUCAGUAAAUAUUCUUAUUAAGA